CUCGAAGCUCGAGUGUUAUUAGAGUCGAAUUCCCUGACCAUGUCACCAAAGACCGACCAGCUUGCGUGACCGGCCGUUAAUGACCGACCAAGGGUUACACACGAGGUGCAAUAAGCAUUUGAGACUAAAAGGCCGCAGAGUCGUUAGCAUCGCGGGGGUACUGGCAGAGCACGCCUUAUCCCCUCCUUUCAACACAAUCUGAUAGCUAUAUCUUGACCUGCAGCUAGACAGCCUGCGGACAAGUUCCGCUCAAGAAAGAUAUUGCAGAUCGUCAUGUUGCAUAUCUUUUCGUCAAUGGCGACAUGGUCUCUGCAGUGUGCACGUUCUUUUUAAGCCCCCAGCCGGGACUGUGCCGCUCCUGCAACAGCCAGCACCAUUACAAUGACCUCUCCCAAGCAGCGACGAUGGUACCAGAUGCGGUGGUUUUCGGACAAUGACACCUCCGGGGACAGAAAGCUGAUUCUCAAGCUGGAUGCUCUGAUUGUCCCGUAUGCCUUUCUGUCCUACUGGACGAAAUACAUCGAUCAAGCCAACCUGAACAAUGCCUAUGUAUCGGGAAUGCAAGAAGAGAUUGGCCUCGGUGGAGAUGACUUGGUGAACCUCCAGACGAUGUAUACGGUCGGCGCGGUGGUCGGCCAGCUCCCAUUUGCGUAUCUCUUCACGCGAGUGCCCAUCUCAUGGCUGAUCCCCAUCAUGGACAUCGCCUGGGGCAUCUUCACUCUUCUCCAAUACCGGGCCACCUCGUACAGCGAGAUGAUGGCCUACCGGUUUCUGGUGGGAUGGUUCGAGGCGGCAUUCUUCCCCGGGAUGCAUUAUAUAUUUGGGGCCUGGUAUCGCGGAGACGAGAUCGCCCGCCGUGGGGGUUGCUUCUAUGUGGGCCUGACGCUGGGCACCCUCACAGCCAGCCUCAUCCAGGCCGGGGCUUCCUCGCGCCUGGAUGGGGUGUCUGGCCUUGCCGGCUGGCGAUGGAUGUUCAUUAUCUGCGCGAUCAUCACCAUUCCUAUCGGCAUCUUGGGAUUUUUCGUCCUACCCGGUACCCCGGACAAGCCCAACCGACUGAUUCUUCGGGAAGAAGACGUCCAACGUGGGCGUGAGCGACUCGAGCGCACCGGUCAUCGGUUCACCUCGUCCGGCUUCUCCACGCUGCAAACCUGUCGGUCCCUCCUUAAGAACCAGAAAUUCUACAUCUUCCUCGUCCUGGAUAUCCUGUUCUGGAAUGCUGGCCUCCACGCGUCCGCAGGGGGGUAUCUCCUCUGGCUAAAAUCGCUCCAACGCUUCAGCACGGCCACCCUGAACAACCUCUCCGCUAUUGCCCCCGCCCUAGGCAUUUUCUAUACUCUCUUUGUGUGCUUCCUAUCGGACCUCUGUCUGGGUCCGGCGUGGGCCAUUGUCCUAGCCCACACCUGGAACAGCCUCGGGCUGAUCAUUCUCACGAUCUGGGAGGUGCCCGAAUCGGCCAAGUGGUUUGCGUUCUCGACCAUCUAUGCGUGUGUGGCCAUGUCGAGCGUGCUGUACGGGUGGGUCAACACCGAGCUCCGGUAUUCCCCGCAAGAACGAGCCGUGGUCCUGGUGGUCAUCAAUGCGGUCUCUCAAUCUACGACGGCCUGGACGCCAUUGCUGGUGUUUCCAACCGUGGAGGGGCCUCGCUUUACCAAGGGUUAUGCAUUCACGUUGGCGUCUGCGCUGGCGUUGAUUUAUACCUAUUCAAAGAACUUCAAGGAUGGAGCUCUGUUGUUCCAUUACAAGGGAUUACUGUGA
Messenger RNA from Aspergillus japonicus CBS 114.51, 1758 nucleotides. RefSeq names its product putative MFS transporter Seo1. NCBI's taxonomy places the organism in Eukaryota, Fungi, Ascomycota, Eurotiomycetes, Eurotiales, Aspergillaceae. Gene Ontology annotation, cellular component: membrane. The transcript is spliced from 4 exons. The coding region runs from base 382 to 1758 and encodes 458 amino acids. Gene Ontology annotation, molecular function: transmembrane transporter activity. The record is from RefSeq and is a predicted model, not a curated record. Gene Ontology annotation, biological process: transmembrane transport.